Molecule: messenger RNA, 2061 nt
Organism: Rotaria sp. Silwood2
Lineage: Eukaryota; Metazoa; Rotifera; Eurotatoria; Philodinida; Philodinidae
Source: the annotation of a GenBank genome assembly
AUGUUCAUAUGUGUCUUAUUCUUUUUGAAACUAUUAUUAUAUUCGUUGAUUGCAGCAAAACCAGAAUUAACAUUUGAUGAAUUUUUCGAUUAUACAGAUUUUGUAUCUUUGAGCUUUUCUCCAAAUGGUAAAUAUUUACUUAUUGAAACCUUACGAUCAGAUUGGAAUUCGAGCACCUACGAUAAUAGUUUUUGGUUGUAUGAAAUAAAAACGAAAAGAAAAAAUCUAAUUGUAAUAAACAAAGGUGGAUCUUCACAACCACAAUGGUCACCAAGUGGAAAUUGGAUUGCUUUCUUGAGAACCGAGAGUGCAACAACGACUACUACAAAACAAUAUAAGCGUGAUCAACGUUCAUUCGAAAAUAUUGAAAAAAAGCAACAAUUUAUAUAUUUAUAUUCAAUUAAAUCCAAGAAAGUGUUACCAGUUUUAGUUGGUACCGAAAUGCCAUCGACUUUAGCAUGGUCCGAUAGUGAUUCAUCUAUUUAUUUUAUUACGACUAAAACAAAAAACACAGACGACGAUCAAGUCGAAUGGAAAGAUGUAAUUGACUAUCGAAAGAGCAUUCAUGACUAUGUUAGUACUAUUAAUUGUCUUGUUUUCGAAAGAAAAAAUCAAAUGUCAUUAAUGGAAAUACGUACUAUUCGAGAUGUUCCUUUCCUAAUUGGCGAACUAUUAUUUAGUUCUAUUGUACAAAAGCUUGUAUUUACGUCAUUAUCACGGCUAACUGAAUAUAUGGAAAAUUUUGAAAUAUAUUCAAUUGAUGUUAAAAAUUCAACAAUAAUAUCCAGAUUGACGAAAAAUAAUUUAUUUGAAACACAAUUAACAUUGUCAAAUGAUGGAAAAUACGUUCUUUUUCGACAGCACAGUCGUAGUGUGAAUCAAAAAGAAGAAUUUGCUGAUGUACACCGACGACUAAGUUCCUUAGAUUUAACAACUGGUCACAUUAAACGUUUGGUAAAAGAUUUUUCUGGUAAUAUUUUCGGAUAUAUACUUAAUCCUAAUGGUGGUGUUUAUAUACUUGGCCAAUUAGGAACUGAAAUUCAUGUUUAUACGCAACGAUCAUCAACAGAUAACACAAUUGAUUGUCAUGGAUGGAAUGGUACUUAUCAUCUUAUUUCAUCAUCUUUGGGUCGAACACGUACAGUUGCAUUCGUUUAUUCGUCUCUCGAUAAACCGAAAGAAGUUUAUAUUAUUGAUGAUAUUAAUCGAAUUCAAUCGGCGCGUGCAAUAACAAACGAAAAUAAUCUAUUUACUAAACGACAUUUGCCAAAAACUAAAGUGUACACUUGGAAAAGUGAUCUAGAUAAUCAAACAAUAGAAGGAAUUUUACAUUAUCCACCAGGAAAAUUCGAAUCUAAAAAAUUACCUCUUUUAGUUCUCAUUCAUGGUGGCCCAUACGACAUGAGUCUUAAUGCAUUUGAAGCAAACUGGUAUAAUUGGGCUCCCAUAGCAGCUGUUAAAGGCUGGCUAGUUCUCGAACCCAAUUAUCGUGGAUCGACGGGAUAUGGUGAUCAAUUUGUUAACGAUAUUCGUUUUCAACCCUUGUCUCGACCAGAAAGAGACAUUCUUUCAGCAGUUGACAAUCUAAUUAAAGAUGGCAUAGCUAAUCCAAAGAAGUUGAAUGUUGGUGGUUAUAGUUAUGGUGGUUUUCUAACAAACUGGUUGAUUACACAAACUACACGUUUCAAUGCUGCGUUAUCUGGUGCCGGUUCAGUCGAACAUGUUUCUUCUUGGGGUACUAUGGAUAUACCGUUGCUUUUAAAUUAUUUGUUUGGAGGAUUUCCGUGGGAAGUACCAGAAAUAUACAACAACCAAUCAGCUAUUUAUCAUUUAGAUCGUGUACGUACAGCAACACAUAUAAUUACUGGCGAAGAUGAUGUUCGAGUGGAUGCAGAUCAAAGUUAUAUUUUAGAACGUGGACUUUAUACUUUAGGAAUACCUGUACAAUUAUUAGUUUUUCCAAAAGAAGGACACGGACUACAGAAUAAUCCUUGGCAUGGAAAAAUCAAAGUUCGUGAAGAACUCAAAUGGCUUGAGAAAUAUGGCCAUGGUUUACAAUAG